This is a messenger RNA of Centrocercus urophasianus (Greater sage-grouse), 2411 nucleotides long. It is a transcript of the gene BUD13, whose product is annotated as BUD13 homolog. Bases 32 to 1666 code for a protein of 544 amino acids. The record is from RefSeq and is a predicted model, not a curated record. Gene Ontology annotation, biological process: mRNA splicing, via spliceosome. Lineage: Eukaryota; Metazoa; Chordata; Aves; Galliformes; Phasianidae. Gene Ontology annotation, cellular component: U2-type spliceosomal complex; RES complex. The transcript is spliced from 14 exons. Gene Ontology annotation, molecular function: RNA binding.
UUUGCUGCUCUUCGCUUCCGGUCGCGGUGCCAUGGCCGCGCCGGGUAUCUCCAAAGCGCAGUACCUGCAGCGCUACCUCAGCGGCCCUCCCGCCGCUCAGCCCCGCCGCCGCCGCAAGAAGAAGCCGCCGAGCGGCUCCGGCAGAGCUGGGAUGCGGAUCGUAGAUGACGACGUGGGCUGGAGCAGCAUCGCCGCUGUGCCUGAGAAGGAAGAGGAGGAGGACGAAAGCGACGUGCCCGUGGUGGCAGAGUUUAUUGAUGAGCGUCCGAAUGAAGUGAAGCUCAUGGAGGAGUUCCGAACAAACACUAAAUGGAAGCUUUUAGGAGACCAGAAUGAAGACUCACAGAGCUCAGAUAUUUCAGCACCUGCCAAACCUACCACACGGCAACAACGUCACGACUCCCCAGAUUUGUCCCCUCCCAGACAAGAGAGAAAUGAUUCCCCCAAACUCUUACCUUGCAAGCAACGACAGGGUGACUCCCCAGACCUGUCACCUCCCAGGAGGAAACGCCACGACUCCCCAGACCUCUCACCUCCCAGGAGGAAACGCCACGACUCCCCAGACCUCUCACCUCCCAGGAGGAAACGCCACGACUCCCCAGACCUCUCACCUCCCAGGAGGAAGCGCCACGACUCCCCAGACCUCUCACCUCCCCGGAGGAAGCGCCACGACUCCCCAGACCCGUCCCCACCAAAACGGCAGCGCCACGACUCCCCAGAUCUCUCUCCUGAAAGACAGCAGGCUGCUCCAGAUCUGUCCCCUCAGUGUAAGAGGAGGUAUGAUUCUGACCCAGAUUCAUCACCGCCUCUGAGAAAGAGGGCUGGGUCACCAGGUCAGAAAAAGCCGAGUAGAACAAAAGAUGCUUCCCGCGUAGAAAAGCUCCGUCGUGACUCUGAUUCUCCACCUCCACGAAGGGGGACCCAAAAUGCCUCUGAGGCAGACCUUUCCCCCCAGCGGAAGAAUCACAGGGCUCUGCCUUCUGGAAAGGGUCAGCGUGGUUCAAGGAGUCCCCCUGAUCUCUCACGUCAUCGGUACCCUGAUGAUAAGGGAUCUCCCAAAAAGGCCAAAAUGAUGUCUGGGGUCAAAGCUGGCUUGGUGUCAGCUGACGUGCUGCGGAAAGAGCAGCAGGAGCUCAGGAAGCAGGAGAGAAGUAGCAAGCACUUGGAAGAGGAAUCCCGACACACAGAAACCAUCUUCCGUGACAAGUCAGGCCGCAAGAGGGACCUUGAGCAGGAACGGCUUGAACAGAAGCAGAAAGAUGCAGCAAAGUCAGAGCGAGAUGAACAAUAUGCCAGAUGGGGAAAGGGGUUAGCGCAGGGGAGGCAACAGCAGCAGAAUGUGGAAGAUGCAAUAAAAGAGAUGCAAAAGCCUUUGGCUCGUUACAUCGAUGAUGAGGAUCUGGAUCGAAUGCUGCGAGAACAAGAGAGGGAAGGAGACCCAAUGGCUGAGUUCAUCAAAAAAAGGAAAGCCAAAGAGAACAAGGAAAAAGAAAAACCUAAGUACAGUGGACCAGCACCUCCCCUCAACAGAUUUAAUAUAUGGCCUGGGCAUCGCUGGGAUGGGGUGGACAGGUCCAACGGAUUUGAGAAGCAGUUCUUUGCCAGGAUGGCCGACAAGAAGGCAGUUCAGGAGCUUGCAUACAAGUGGAGCAUUGAAGACAUGUAGAAAGAAGAAAUAACCAUGUGAGACAACAUGCCUGAAUUGAGAUUUGCUUGCUACCACUGCCAGAGCCAUAAGUAAUGGCUCCUCUGCCUGGAUCAAGCGCUGUCCUCAGCAUUCAGUAUCCUACAAAACGGCCAUCUCCUUGCAAGGAAAAACAUAAAGCUCCUGGGCAUCUGUGCUUCGCUUCUCCCUUCCCUGCAGGUCCAUCAGUAUGCAGUGCCCGUUACCUCGAUGAAGGACCCACGCUGCCUUUGUGCAGUCAAGGUUACCUCCACGCUGAGCUCUGCAGCAGCCUCGUGGUGCUCACACCCAGCUCACCGCCCGCUCUCCCUCCCGUGCCCAGCAGGACCUCUGCCACAUAUCUCUGCUUUCCUAACAGCCCUUGGAAGCCACACACCCAUCUGCCAGGUGGGUUUUUCAGCAGCAAAUCCUGCUCCAAAGAGACGGUUUGGGCGAAUGGGAAGUGGCAGGCAGACCCACUCGUGCAAUAGCACGGGCUGCCAGACACACCUGCUUCCAGCGCCGUAAUGAAGGCAAAUAUUUAGAGAAUGGCAGAGUCCAAAUUGCUCAGCGUUUCAGUCGGAAUCAACAGCCUUUCGGAGGCUGGGAUUAAUUUGAAGGAAUUUACUGGUGGAGUUGGUGGCAGAUAAAACAGUUUGCUUAUUUCACACUUGUAUGGCCACCUGCUACGAACUGUUUGUUCAGUUUCAAAUUCUUUAAUUAAAAUCAACAUAAAGCAGAUUGAAAA